AUGAGUAUGAAUUCAGAGUCAAAUAUAAAGCCAGACGAUCGCACAAGUGUUCAAGAAAUUGAGUCUGCUGUAUCAGAAACAUCAAAUCAUGGGUUUGAUAAAAAUUUUAGCUGGUGGUCGUUGUUUUCUACUAGUUUUGGGCUAACUGCAUCUUGGUUGGGGGUUUCUGGGAGCUUUGGGACUGGAUUAGCUUCAGGAGGGGCUGUUUUGAUUAUAUAUGGUUUGAUCAUUGGUGCUUUUUUCAGCUCAGCAGUAGCCAUCACCUUGGCUGAACUAUUAAGUGCAUUUUGCAACUCUGGUGGUCAGUAUUAUUGGUCCCUUCAACUUGCACCACCAAGAUAUAAAAGAUUUUUAGCGUUUUUCACUGGAAUUUUGAGUUACUUUGGCUCGAUAUUUACAGCUGCAUCGGUCACCUCUACAUUAGCUGCUUCAAUUGUUGCUUUAUAUGGCUUGAAGAACCCCAAUUUUACCAUUGAAACUUGGCAUAUUUUCGUUACGUACGAAGUUAUAAAUGUAUUCGUCGCAAUCUUCAACAUUUAUGGUAAAACUUUACCUUUUAUUACCGGUUCAGCAUUAUACUUUUCUUUACUUGCAUUUAUAGUUACAUUAGUAACUUGUCUUGCUUGUUCUUCUGGAAAUUUUAAUCUGCCGAAGUUUGUUUUUUCAGAUUUUACGAACACAACUAGUUGGGAAAACUCUGGUAUUGCUUUUAUCGUUGGUCUAAUUAGUCCCAUUUGGUCAUUUGUUGGUUUAGAUGCAGCUGCUCAUAUGGUUGACGAGCUUGGUUAUAGAAAAGCAAAAAUUUUGGUACCAAGAGCUAUUAUUUGCACUGUUAUAUUGGGUUUCGUGACCGCUUUUUCAUAUUCAAUAGGUAUUUUCUUUUGUACUAACGAUUCCAGCAAGAUUGUAUCAGCAGCUUAUCCAAGAUUGGAAAUAUUUUAUCAAGCGACCAAGAAUGUGGGUGGUGCUAUUUUCCUUGAAUGUCUAUGUGUUACAACUGGGAUCCUAUGCAAUGUCACUGCACACACCUGGCAAGCCAGAAUUUGUUGGUCUUUUGCAAGAGAUAAUGGUUUACCAUUCUCUAAUAUCCUUCGUAGAGUCGAUCCAAAUUUGAAGACACCCGUGAAUGCUCAUCUAUUUUCUUGCUUUUGGAUAGCGGUUAUUGGUUGUAUUUACCAAGGUUCUUCCACUUCAUUCAAUGCUAUAAUUACAGCUUCAAUUUGCCUUUUGUUGGUAUCAUAUUGCAUACCGACUGUUCUUCUCUUGUUUAAGGGAAGAAGCAAUAUAGAUCAUGGGCCAUUCUGGGCUGGAAAAUUCGGGUUGGUUGCAAAUAUCCUUACUAUUUGUUGGACUCUCUUUUGUCUUACAUUUUUAUCGUUUCCUUAUCAAAAGCCAGUUACUAGUGGGAAUAUGAACUAUGUAUCUGCAGUUUAUGGAGUUAUUGUUUUUUACCUUAUCGCCUAUUGGUAUAUUAUAGGUAAAAAGACAUUCAAUGCUGGAAUCAGUCAAAUCUAA
Hyphopichia burtonii NRRL Y-1933 is the source of this 1515-nucleotide messenger RNA. It is a transcript of the gene HNM3, whose product is annotated as Hnm3p. The record is from RefSeq and is a predicted model, not a curated record. Gene Ontology annotation, molecular function: transmembrane transporter activity. Gene Ontology annotation, cellular component: membrane. The transcript is spliced from 2 exons. Bases 1 to 1515 code for a protein of 504 amino acids. Gene Ontology annotation, biological process: transmembrane transport. Lineage: Eukaryota; Fungi; Ascomycota; Pichiomycetes; Serinales; Debaryomycetaceae.